This is a messenger RNA of Polyodon spathula (Mississippi paddlefish), 4491 nucleotides long. RefSeq lists its product as uncharacterized. Gene Ontology annotation, molecular function: protein binding. NCBI's taxonomy places the organism in Eukaryota, Metazoa, Chordata, Actinopteri, Acipenseriformes, Polyodontidae. The coding region runs from base 175 to 2277 and encodes 700 amino acids. The record is from RefSeq and is a predicted model, not a curated record. The transcript has a single exon.
GGGAUUGUUACAUUGGUCCUGUGUAUCUGCCCUAGUCUUGUCAGAGUGGUACAGGGCAACGCAAUGCUGCAGCUGUUUUAAAUUGAUGAAGGAUUACCCGUGACUAUCCAGAUUCAAGUUAUUAUCACUGGAAUAAAAAGGGUGUUUUGUUAUUUGUAUUUAACAAUUCAUUCAAUGGCGACUGAAUGCACCCAGGACGCGGUUUUACAGUUUCUGACUGAGAGAGGGGGCAAAGUGAGAAACGUGGAUCUCAUAGAUAAAUUCAAACCCUUCAUUUUGAACGACCCUGCCAAGAAAGCUCUGGCAAAGGAAAGGUUCAAGGAGUUCGUGGACACCGUUGGGUUUGUGAAGGUUGAAAACGACGUGAAGUACGUUUGUCUGAAAAAAAAGUACAGGGAUACGUUGAAACAGCGCGUUGCGAAACAGACAGAUGGAGACAGUGCUGGCAGUGGAAUAAAAGGUGGCCCUGGUACUUCUAUUCAGGAAUUUAACACAAGCCAGUGCCCUAAGAACAAUGCAGACUGUAGUCGUGGAUUUGGUAAUGGGUGGCCGGCAGAAUCUGAUAGAACAGGCGGAGCAGAUUUUGACGAUGGAAGUGCUCUCCUGUCAAAGCCUGUUGGUGGUGAAGCUAGUUUAAACAAUACCGCAAACGAUGUUGCAAAACACGAAAUAUUUGUACCUGAGUGGGAUUACGGAACUAACAAAGCUGCACAUAGAAUACGGCCAGACGAUUCUGCAAAUAUUUCUGAAGAUAAAUCGUUAACAUUGUCACAAGUCAAGCCAGCCGUCGCAGCUGCCUCAUCUAUCGACCGAAAUUCUAAACUUUGUAGUGAUUUGGAUAACACGGGUGUGUCAGAAAUGGGGAACACAAAUACCGGCUCAUCUACGAACAUUAAUGCUGAUAGUUGUAAUCGCCAAAGAGAUAUAGCAGUGACAGAAGCUUCUCCAUUGCCCACAGAAGUCAAAUGUCACAUAUUUGCAAUUCCUGAAAAUAAAAACGCAGAAAGAAUUAAAGAGGGGUGUUUUUCUCAGCCUGUUGAAGAAUGCAGCACGUCUGUUAACUUGGCAUCAGGUACUGCUCCACUCUGCUGCGGUGCUGGAAAUGAAGAACCUGUGAGCCAGCACACUGCAGAUUCUAAGGGUGCAGAUGGGGAAGCUGACAAAAGCAACCUUGAGUUGAGGGAUAGCAAAGAUGAUUUACAUCAAGACUGUAAAGGUGCGCUCUUGGCAGAGAUUCCGAACAGGAGACAAAGCUCAAGAAAUGUUUUUCAGCAUACCCUGCUGGCCAGCAGAGAACAGCAGUCUGGUAAGCUGGCUGAAGAUAGCUCAGCAUACAGUCAACCUGAUUCCUCUUGUGCUUUUGGGAGUGAGAGUGGUGGUAGCACCCCUAAAGGUAGUAGAAAAAUAUUUAGAGAUAUGAUGAUGAACAAUUCACCCCAACUGAGGAGGAGCAUGGCUCUUAAAACCCCAGGUUCCUUGUUACCAAGACAGAAGGACUCCAUGAAAAGUGAAAGUGACUCAGUCUCCCUGGUGUCCUCUGCAGAUGAAGACAGCAGAUCACUGGCCCUAGAUCCAAUGGAACAUGAAUGGAUGAUGUGUGCUUCUGAUGGCCAGUGGGAAAGCCUCAAUCGCUUACUGGCAUGUGACCCCAACUUGGUCAUCAAAAGGGACUUUGUAACUGGGUUCACUUGUCUGCACUGGGCAGCAAAACAUGGCAAACAAGAACUUAUAGCAUUGCUUGUUAACUUUGCCAAACAGCACGCUGUACCACUGAAUAUUAAUACUAGGUCCAGUGCAGGCUAUACACCUUUACAUCUAGCUGCCAUGCACAACCACGAGCAAGUAGUAAAAUUACUAGUGGGUGCCUAUGAUGCAGAUGUGGACAUAAGGGACUACAGUGGCAAAAAGGCUUGGCAGUAUCUGCGUGAAAAUGUUGGUGGAGAUAUCCUAGACAUUGUUGGUGCUGCUGAGCAUUCUGAUGCUGACAAUCUAGGUAAUGGGGCUGGGCGCUGGAGGCUGUCAAAAGUUCUUCCUUCAAACUUGUUGUCAUACAAACUGUUGAAUCUUCCCGAAGAUGAUUCAUGUGUUGAUGGGGCAGCAGUAAAGCCCAAGUCCGUCUACAGGAAAACAUCUAUGAGCAGAAUAAGGCCCAAACUAAAACAAAUUAGAUUUAAAACCCAAAUAAUCCAUAGCUCCUUCUUUAAAGAAACAGAAGAUGAAGAAAGACCCCUGAAAAGCCCUGCUAAAUCAAGACCCAAGUCUAAUCUUUUUGGAUGAGACAUAUAACAAUGUAAUAUGUAUUUACCAGUAAAAGGUACGGUUUAACAUGUGAAUACAAUCAAAAGGUGAUGGUCCUAUCUUUAUGAAAAUUAUACAUAUAUAAAGUGUACUGCAGCUUUUCAUGACUUUCUUGUAGCACUUAGGGGGUGAUUUGAUCUGUCUGUACCCCACUUUCAUAAAUCACACUUGGAUUUUUUUUUUAGAGCAUUUUACUGUUCCAGGGAAUCGACAUGGAUUUAAUCAACCACUUGGACAAUUUAACAAAAUAGUAAUGGGAUUACACCCCUGUAAAAUGUCUAUUUGUAAUGUGUGAGUUUUAUUCUUACUGAACAAUCAGAAUUCUAUUUUCUGCAGAGCAUGCAACAAUUUCUUUACCUAAAUGUUUGGUUUAUAAGUCAACUGCCAUGUUUACAUUCUACUGUAAAUGUAAUGUUGCUUGUUGCCCAGAUCAGUCUCUGCUGCCUGCAUUUUUAAAGUUCUACUUUUCAUGGCUAAUGGCUAGCUUUACUUACAGUUCGUGAGUGCACUUUUAGCAACAGCAGCAGGUAUCCAAUUAAUCCUGAAUUAACUGGUCACGAAAGGUACUGGUCACCAAGUACCUUUGGAAAUUAACUGAUCACCAAGAUGCCUUAGUAAUUUGCUUUCAACUAAGAGAAAGUGACUGCUUGUAGGUUUCCUGUUUUAAAGAGACUACAGUUUGGCACUUUGUGCCUGACAUUGGGGAUAGAGACAGAUACAGUACCACUAAUUCAAUUGUUAUGAAGCUUGCUAAAGAUAGCAAGCUUCAUCACAAGGUUACUAAGAGAAUUAGAAUGUUGGGGUAUAUGGAGUAUGUAUGUAUGUAUGAUUGUAGGUAUGUAUGUAUUUAUGUAGGGAUGUAGGGAUGUGGGAUGUAUGUCAUUGAAAUACUUGUUUCCAAACAGCCAGCAGCUUAUUUAUUAAAAACCCACAAGAAGAUUUGGAUUUUAAUCCAAAACCCAAUUGUUAUAUUUAAUAUCUAGCACACGAUGGUGUAGUCAUAUUUGUUAGCGAUGCUAAUGAUUCACAGGAUUUAAAAAAUCUUAACAACAUUUUUAAUCUAUUCUUCUUUUAUACCGCGCUAGCCAUUGUUUUGGACAGUCUGCUGCCCAGCAUAUUCACUCAGAUCUAUUACCUGUCUGAACAAUGUUUAAUUGUAAGUAUUAUGUUUGUUAGGCCCUGUUCAAAGUGCAUUUUUAUUCCUCAGAAAUAGCUUAUCAUUAUUGAUUGUAAACAUGUGAUAUAAGUUAACAUAUUUCAAGAUAAUCCAUUAUAUAUGAAAACAAAAUGCAAUACCAGCAAGGUAAAUUGAGCCUGUAUUAAAAAAACAGAAUAGUUUUACAAUCACUUAGAGAAACAAAAAUAAUCUAUAUAAAAAGUAUUUUUACAUAGACAUUGUUAGUUUUGAUAAUCUUUUUAUUUAAUAUUUACAUGUGAUUAUUUUUAUCGUACACAAAUACAUAAUAUUGUACAUUUGCUACAUUGUAGAUGAACGCUAACCUGGUAAUUUCUCAUUGAUUUUAGUAAACUGACCUUAAACACAUUUUCUCUAUGAUGCUAAGACUGCUCCUCUAUUUUAUAAAGCUCUUUUACUGACGAUAAAUUGUAUUAAUAACUAUAUUAAAACACUACCACCUAUGUCAAAUAGUUGAAAUUUAAUUACAUGUUACAAAAAAAAAAAAAACUGUAGUUAUCAGCUGUCAGUUUGCCUUCUGCAAAUUCCAGCUGCUGUGCUUUUUGCAAUUGCUAAACUGACCACAUAAAAUGUAACUGUAACUAAUAUAAAUAUGUGCAGUUGUUAUUAAUAGUAUAACAUUUCCAAAAAUAAUGUUCCAAUAUUUUAGCAUCAUAUGCUAAAUACAGAUUGAAUGAUUAGACUACUGAAACAAACAGUUUUAAUGAAAAAGUCAGUUCUGUGCCGCUUUCGCUGACUUCAGUCCACUGGCACCCUUUGUGAAGGGUUUUUAUCCGAACCCUAUGGUGUCCUGACAUCAGGCUUGCAUCUUCUGAUGGAAAAGCAAGCUCCUUAAUAAUGUUUUUCUGUAUUUUCCCACUCAGUCCAAUAUCAGAGACUAAUAUGUCAAAAAAAACAAUUUUUGUUCCAAAUACUAUCAUCCCAUCAACCUCAAAGAGAGCCUGGACUAUAUAUUUGGUAGUUAUAAACUAUAACUCAUUGAUAAAAAGUGCAAUGUU